AUGGCCACGGCCACCCUGUACCCCCCGUUCAAGUCGCUCUCUGCUGCUCUCCGCCACGUCGCAAGCACACCCUCUGCCCUUGCCGACUGGCAUGCCCACGCCUCGGCCGCCCCGCCCUCCUCGCUGCCCUCGCCGCUGUGGGAUGAAGGCAAACUAGUUUUUGUGUCUGCUCUCGCCACUGCCACUGCCGCCGCUGACCCUGCCGCUGCGCUUGCUGUCCUCAAGCUUUUGCUGCAGCUCGACGCCGAUCCCCUCGACCCGAACAUGGACUUACCGGGCUUUAUUGCUUCGCUUGAUCCCUCGCACUCGCCCUCCACUCCUCCAGAGCUCGCUCAGUGGCCGCCUUCGCUCCUUGCCCUCGUCGCAAGUCGCGUCAGCCCGGCUCUCGUGCCGCUUGUCAGGGCUCUGCUAGACGCCGGCGCCAGCCCGGACGGCGCUAUCACCGUCUACCCCGACGACGACGGCCCGCCUGCACCGUCACUUCCCAACGCGCCAACACCCCUCAUGUUUGCGCUGAGCGCAGCUCCAAGCCCCGGCUGGGACCAGACUGCCCGUCUCCUCCUUGCACGUGGCGCUUCGCCGUCUCGGUCGUUUCGGUCCAUUACUGCGCUGCACAUGCUCAUCGAGCGCUGGGCGCCGUCUGUACUGCCUGCGACCGACGACGCUGAUGCCGACGACCUUUUGGACAACGAUAGCGCUCAUGCAUACCCGGCUCCGUCGUCCAUUCCUCCCUUUGCUGACCUCGCCGCCGAGCUCCUCGCCGCCGACCGCAAUCGUACCUUUACUGCAGACUCUCGCGGUCACCUUGCCUACCAUCGCGCGCUGACCUGCCUCCCAGCACAUGACAUCGAAUCGCUCUUUGCUCCCCUCGUCGGUGAGUGGACCAUGGUACGUGGCAAGGUUAGCGACCCGCAGCCGUUUGUCCUCACUUCCCCCACUCUCGAUGGCCAGUCGCCGGUUGUCCUCCUUGCCGGCCGGCCGCCUGAGCUCUGCGGAGACCAGCUUCAGAUCCUGCUCGAUCCUUCCGGUCCUUUUAACCUCGCCUCGUGCGCAACACCGGAAGCUCUUGUUGCUGCUGUCUCGACCUCGCGUCUUGACCUUGUCGAGCUUCUCCUAGCUCACGCACCUACGUGCGCAUGUCGUGCUAGCCCUGACGCCGCACCGUACAUUCUUGCUCGCGCCGUCGCCGCUCGCUCGCUCCUCGCGCACGCCGACGAUGAUGCAGCCGGCAUCGUCGCUGCUCUCGAGACCCACUGCUCGUCAUCUGCGUGCCCCUUGCGCGGCCAGCUCUCGGCCGCCUAUGCAUGCGGCGGCUGCGGCGCCGUCUUUUACUGCUCGGAGCACUGUCAACGCUCCGACUUUGACGACGGCCAUGCCGUUGCAUGCAGCAAGCUAGCUGCCGCCAUGGCCGCCUCCCGCGCCGAGGCCACGCCUGCAUCCUGCACCCUCCAGUGAACACACACACCUCCUUU
Molecule: messenger RNA, 1472 nt
Organism: Thecamonas trahens ATCC 50062
Lineage: Eukaryota; Apusomonadida; Apusomonadidae
Exons: 2
Coding region: 1-1455 (484 amino acids)
Source: RefSeq, a predicted model, not a curated record